AUGUCACUGUCAUCGCCUCAGAAAAAUGCUAAUACGUUGUCAUCGUCUUCACGUGUUAUUGAUUCAUUACAAUCUACAAUUGACAAACUAACUGAUGAAAUAACAACGUUAAAACAGUCAAACCAAGAAACUACCAAAAAGAACCAAAUUCUAAGUCAAAGAAACGAAUCUUUUGUUGAUCAAGUGGCGAAUUUGAAACACGAAAAUGAAAUGUUGAAUGCCAUGUUGAAACGUAAAGAUCGUCGAAUCACUGAUUUAGAAGAUCAACAUAACGAAUUGUCGAGCUCAAUUGAGUCCAUCAAUUUCCUGAAUAAACAAAUGAAGAUGAGAUGUGAAAAUUUAACGACAAAUAAUGAUAAAACUAUGGCCGAAUAUGAAAGUUUGAAAAUAUCGUAUGAUGCUUUAGUUACCAGUUGUAAUGAAUACAAACAACAUUAUAAAAAGGAAAUAGACACCAUAAGUGCAAGUUUUGAACAAUACAAGUCUACUAAUUUGGCCAAAUGGGAAGAAUUGCAAAAACUGAUUUCCAGUAAUGAUAAAGAUAUUGAUACGUUAUUGGAUUCAUUGGGCAAUAAAAAGAAGUCAAUGGAUAAUAUUUAUGUUCAUAAAAAUACCAAGAUUUUACAAAUCUUGAACACAUUGGCUAAUUUAAUUAAAACUCAUGGACAAGAAAGUAAACAAGUGCUUGGUGAUUGUUCAGAAACAAUUGAUUAUUUGUUAAACAAGUAUCCUGAUUUGAGUGAAAAGUUGAUCAAACAUGAACACGUUGAGAUGAUUGAUAUAAAUUCUAUUCUCAAUGAAUCUAGAGAAACUUUAAAUAAUACAUCUUUUGAUGAUGAGGAAGUUACAUUGAUCCAAUCACCUGAUUUGGAGAAUAAUGGAAACGCCACCUCCGUCAAUACCUUGACUAAAUCAGCAUCUGUAAGAAGGAAGAACAAGAGAGCUUCCUCAAACAACUCAUCAGCUGCUUCAUCACCAAACUUGCCUCAAUCUGCCCAAUACCAUCACCAUCAUAAUCCGCAUCAUCAUCAUAAUCAGCACAAUACCCCUUCUUCAAACCAACGAAAUGAUAUCCAUUCCCAACAACCCACCUCAGCACCACAUCAACCAUAUCAACACCCACACUCGCAUGCACGUUCGCAAUCGCAGCUGGAACUGAGAAAACCAGCUGUCAAUAAUAAUCUCAUAAACAUCAACAAACCGAGAAACAAAAAUAAUGGAGCCAAAAAUGACAACUCUAACUCAAAUGGUAAUAAUAACAAUUCCAACAGCAAUGACAAAAGUUCUAGGAGAAGGUCAGGGUAUUAUGGCAACAUGAAUAAAGUUAGUAAUGGGAAUAGUAACAAACACAAACGAAACUCGCAAAUUAUAGAUCAAACGGUAUAG
Molecule: messenger RNA, 1386 nt
Organism: Lodderomyces margitis
Lineage: Eukaryota; Fungi; Ascomycota; Pichiomycetes; Serinales; Debaryomycetaceae
Gene: SHE3
Product: She3p
Exons: 1
Coding region: 1-1386 (461 amino acids)
Biological process (GO): endoplasmic reticulum inheritance; mRNA transport
Source: RefSeq, a predicted model, not a curated record